AUGUGCAAAUUCCCUUGGCAGCUUUUAUUUAGAAAUUCCUCAGUCAAUACAGCAGCAGCGAGCAGCUCAGAUCACAGCCCACUUGUGGUGUUGAUAUCUACUGUUGAACAGCUUGCAACCAGAGUUGAAAAACCCUUUAGAUAUGAGGCCAGCUGGGCUGUAAAGGAGGAAUGCAAGAAAGUGAUUGAGGAGUCUUGGAACAGAAAUAAGAUGAUGUCCAACAAGUUGAUGGUGGCUAGAGAAAACCUAAAGAGGAGUAGAGAAAAACUGAGUUGGUGGAGCAAAAACUCAGUGCAGCCUGAUACAAAGAUAAUCCAUAACAGGUUCCAGAAGCUACAAGCUCUCCAAAAAGCAAAUAAAGGGGAUCUCAAAGAGGAGAUUCAGGCCACUAAAAAAGAGAUUAAUCAGCUACUUGAAGAGGAAGACACUUAUUGGAGACAAAGGGCCAAGCAUAAAUGGCUCCUAGAGGGAGAUAGAAAUACCAGAUUAUUUCACUAG
Molecule: messenger RNA, 498 nt
Organism: Juglans regia (Persian walnut)
Lineage: Eukaryota; Viridiplantae; Streptophyta; Magnoliopsida; Fagales; Juglandaceae
Exons: 1
Coding region: 1-498 (165 amino acids)
Source: RefSeq, a predicted model, not a curated record